CUGUCAAAGGAUUAUGCAGUUGUCUGUAAUCCUUCUGUUUCUCCAGCUGUGGGGGAUUGUGGAAGUUUCUCUGUCACAGAAUGUGUGUUCGAAGCUCCCAGAUGUUCCUCACGCCCAUGUGUCAGAAGAGACCAAAAAAGCUGAGUACCAAGAAACAGACGUGAUACAUUUCACUUGUGAACCUGGUUAUAUAUCAGAUCAAACCUCCAAAUAUGUAUGUACAAGAGAGGGCUGGCUGACAAUCAGUCAGGGAACGUGCUACUCAUGUUCAACGCUGCCAGAUGUUCCUCAUGCCCACAUUUCAGAAGAGACCAAAAAGGCAGAUUACCAAGAAGGAGACGUGAUACAUUUCACUUGCGAACCUGGUUAUACAUCAGGUCCAACCAUCAAAUAUGUAUGCACGAGCGGGGGCUGGUUGGCAGUUCGUCAGGGAACGUGUUUCUUUCCAGCUUCCAGCUGUGAGCCCCCUCCUGCAGAUGGUGGAGUUACAGUAAAAGGUUUACCACAAAAUGAAGAACCCAUACUUCCUGACCAAUUCCUCACAUUCAGCUGUGGUCCUGGGAAAUAUCUGGAUGGCAGUUCAGUGCUGAUAUGUGGUAAAGAUGGACAAUGGAAUAAUCCAUUCCCCUCAUGUGAAGACAUCACUUGUAAAGUUGGAGUGAUGCACCCUCAUCUCUAUGUAGCUGGACUCCCAAGAGCAAAUGAAACAAUGAAGACUGGACAUAAAUUACGGUUUCAAUGCAGUGAUCAAUACACAUUGUAUGGGUCUGAGGAAAUUGAAUGUUUACAAACUGGGCAGUGGAAUACUCUCUUUCCAACUUGUGCUGAUUCUCUUACAGACAAAUGCAAAGUCACAGAUGUACCAGCCAACGUAUACAUCCCCGUAUAUGUACCAAACAAUCAACUACGAAAAGGACAAAAGUUAAGGUUUGAGUGCAGACAGAGAGGACACUUUCUUCGCGGAAAUGCAUCGGUUGAAUGUUUAGCAAACGGACAGUGGAGUGACCCCUUCCCAACAUGUGGACCUCCUUUGGGUUGUAGGAGACCACCGCCCCUUACAGAUGGAGAUAUCAAGGACAGUGUUCUAUUCCAGUACAGACAUGAAGAUAGAGUUGAAUAUGUCUGUCCGAACUUGUACAUUAUGCAGGGUGGACCUUACAAAACCUGCAAAAAUGGUGAAUGGGUUGGACAGAUAAGAUGCCUCAAACCCUGCACUGUGGAUAAAGAAGCCAUGAGAAGUCACAAUAUUGUCUUCAGAUAUACAGCUGAUGAUAAGCUGUAUUCAACACAUAAUGAUGUAAUCCAGUUUAUGUGUACCAGAGGAAGAACACAUGAUGGAGUAAAGGAGAUGCGCCCGAAGUGUGUUGACGGUGUGAUGCUCCUGCCCACUUGCCAGUAAAAGUUUAUUAAUCAACUGAAUAUAAUAUGAUAAACAUGAGCUGGUUGAACAAACAUGUAAAUGAUUAAUCAAAGUAAAGAGUUAGACCAGUAUCUAUACUUCCUGUGUGUUGUAAUUUUAAUAAAGCACAGCUUUUCACUUUG
Molecule: messenger RNA, 1542 nt
Organism: Micropterus dolomieu (smallmouth bass)
Lineage: Eukaryota; Metazoa; Chordata; Actinopteri; Centrarchiformes; Centrarchidae
Product: complement factor H-related protein 1-like
Exons: 8
Coding region: 14-1399 (461 amino acids)
Source: RefSeq, a predicted model, not a curated record